UCUCCGUCUCUCUCACUUGAACUCACUCAGAUUCUGAUUCUCUCUCUCUCUCUCUCUCUCUCUCUCUCUCUCUGAGAGAAACACACACUCAUCACUUCUCACUUCGAACUUGUAACAAUGUCAGUCUACGACGCAGCAUUCGUAGAAACACAGCUCUCAAAGCGCACUUCCAUCUUCGGCCUCCGUCUAUGGGUCCUCAUCGGAAUCCUCGUCGGCGCUCUCAUCGUCUUCUCCCUCUUCCUCCUCUCUCUCUGCUUCACCUCCCGCCGCAACCGCCGCCACCGCCGCAACCACAAGCCUCUCACUCCUCUCGUCUCCAAGGAAAUCCAGGAAAUCAUUUCCACUCCUCCCAAUCCUCAACCGCAUGAACUCCACCUCGACAUCGGAAGCUGCGGCGGCGGAGCAGCACCGCAGGGUGGUGUCUGCUGUGGCUUUCUCAAGCGGAGAGGUGAAGGUGGCUAUGGAAUCGUGUACCGUGGUGUUCUCUCUGAUGGUACCAAUGUUGCUGUUAAGAAUCUCUUGAAUAACAAGGGACAAGCUGAGAGAGAAUUUAGGGUAGAGGUAGAAGCUAUUGGUCGUGUGCGGCACAAGAAUCUUGUUAGAUUGCUUGGAUACUGUGUUGAGGGCGCAUACAGGAUGCUUGUGUAUGAAUAUGUUGACAACGGAAAUCUGGACGAGUGGCUGCAUGGGGAUGUUGAUUCUGUAAGCCCUCUGACUUGGGAUAUCCGGAUGAACAUCAUCUUGGGAACGGCAAAAGGAUUGGCUUAUCUUCAUGAGGGGCUCGAACCAAAAGUUGUCCACCGAGACGUGAAAUCAAGCAAUAUACUCCUUGAUCGCCAAUGGAACCCAAAGGUUUCUGACUUUGGGCUCGCUAAGCUUCUCUGUUCUGAUCAUAGCUAUGUCACAACCCGAGUGAUGGGGACAUUUGGUUAUGUUGCACCGGAGUAUGCAUGCACUGGAAUGCUGACUGAGAAGAGUGAUGUUUAUAGCUUUGGGAUACUUAUUAUGGAAAUAAUUACCGGAAGAAGUCCCGUUGAUUAUAGUAAACCCCAAGGAGAGGUUAAUUUAAUUGAGUGGUUGAAAACUAUGGUUGGCAAUAGAAAAUCAGAGGAACUCAUUGAUCCGAACCUUCCUGAAAAGCCGUCUUCAAAGGCUCUUAAGCUUGCUCUGUUGGUUGCUCUUAAAUGUGUUGAUCCUGAUGCCACAAAGAGACCUAAAAUCGGACACAUAAUCCACAUGCUUGAGGCCGACGACAUCCUAUUCCGUGAUGAGCAGAGGACCGCAGGAGAAUCGUCGCGAUCCCAUCGCAAUUAUCAUCAUCAUGAGCAAAAGGACUCUAGCAGAGAUAGGAAGCGAAUAGGUGGAGAGAUCACUGAUCAAAGCGAAGAUGAUAAUAGUAGUAAAAUCUUGCCCAUCCCACUAGAUUGAGAUGAUAGUUGUUAAAUGGUAAAUGUAGCUAUGUAUUUAUUAUUUUUGGUUUUAGUAGUUUGCCUAUAUUAAUUUCUACCUCAAUCUGGACAACAUGCAAUGAGUGUAUUUUUUGCUGCAUAAUUUCCUCUCCCACCACAAUUUAGGAUUCAUUGUAUACUCAUAUUCAUUAUUACUAAAAAUCAAAAUUUUGAUGUCCUUCUGCUUUAUAAGACAAAAGUAGCUCAAGUGUUGAAUAAAAAGUAUUAAUAUUUUCAA
Arachis ipaensis is the source of this 1686-nucleotide messenger RNA. RefSeq names its product putative serine/threonine-protein kinase At1g01540. The record is from RefSeq and is a predicted model, not a curated record. NCBI's taxonomy places the organism in Eukaryota, Viridiplantae, Streptophyta, Magnoliopsida, Fabales, Fabaceae. Gene Ontology annotation, molecular function: protein kinase activity; ATP binding. Gene Ontology annotation, biological process: protein phosphorylation.